GAUCGGUUCACUGAUGGCGACGACGAUGGUCACCACCGGCGGCGAGCACGAGCAGACGGUGUGCGUGACCGGCGCCGGCGGCUUUAUCGGGUCGUGGCUUGUGAAGGAACUCCUCCAGCGCGGCUACGUCGUCAGGGGCACCGUCAGAGACCCUGAGGACCACAAGAACGCUCAUUUGCACGGUCUGGAUGGAGCUGAAAGAAGGUUGUCCCUCUACCGAGCUAAUGUGUUGGACUGCAACAGCAUUCGUGCUGCGUUCAGCUUAUGUAAUGGUGUUUUCCACGUGGCAUCACCAGUCUCCAAUGACCCUGAACUUCUGCCAACUGCUAUCGAGGGAACAAAGAAUGUCAUCAAUGCAGCUGCAGACAUGGGAAUCAAGCGUGUGGUGUUUACUUCGUCUUAUGGUGCUGUCCAUAUGAACCCUAACAGGAGCCCUGAUCAGACUCUCGAUGAGAGUUGUUGGAGCGACCUUGAGUUCUGCAAGCAAACACAGAACUGGUACUGCUACGCGAAGACGGUGGCCGAGAGGACGGCGAUGGAGGAGGCGUCGGGGAGAGGGGUGCAGCUGCUGGUGGUCGUGCCGGCCGUCACCGUGGGGGAGAUGCUGCAGCCGGCGCUGAACGCCAGCGUCUACAGGGUCGCCACCUACAUGAGGGGCACCAAGAGGGCGUACCCCAACGCCGUCGCCGCGUACGUCGACGUCCGCGACGUCGCGCGGGCGCACGCGCUGGUGUACGAGCACCCCGCCGCGCGCGGCCGCUACCUCUGCAUCGCCGGCGUGCUGCACCGCUCUGAGUUUGCUCGGAUCUUGAGGGAGCUCUUCCCCCAGUAUCCUGUCACCACCAGGUGUGAGGACAACAGUAAGCCAUUGGUGAAACCUUACAAAUUCUCUGUACAAAGGCUGGAGGCUUUAGGCAUGCACUUCACUCCUUUGAAAGAGAGUUUCUACAAUACUGUGAUAAGCCUACAAGACAAGGGUCACCUACCAGCAAUCCCACACCACCGUUCAGCCAUGUGAGUCGUCACCAGAUAUGGAAGGAAGAUUUGAAUAAAGUUUGAUGUGAUUUAAUUUGAUUAUAUAUGCAUGUAUGCACUGUGAGAAGGAAUGGAGCUGAGUACUAGUGAGGCAAUGGUUCUCGUUAAGGUUUUGGAAUGGACUUUAGUGCUGAAUUUGAUACGAGUAGAUGUAUUUCUCUUGUCAAUUUUCUGAAGCGCAACCAACGGACAGUUCAAGACACCGAUGCAAUUUCCAGUUCAGGUCCCGAUCA
Oryza brachyantha (malo sina) is the source of this 1268-nucleotide messenger RNA. Its product is annotated as cinnamoyl-CoA reductase 1-like. Gene Ontology annotation, molecular function: oxidoreductase activity, acting on the CH-OH group of donors, NAD or NADP as acceptor. The coding region runs from base 14 to 1018 and encodes 334 amino acids. Lineage: Eukaryota; Viridiplantae; Streptophyta; Magnoliopsida; Poales; Poaceae. The record is from RefSeq and is a predicted model, not a curated record. The transcript is spliced from 5 exons.